AUGUCUCAAAUAAACCCAAAACAACAAAACCAAAUCAAACCAAACCAAAAUGAUAACAUCAACAACACAACGUCCGAAACGACUUUCCCUCAGUAUCUCCUUAUAUCAGCGAAGGAGACUGGGAAGAAAAUAUCAUCGCUAUCACCCAUCAUCAUCCAAAAAACUAUUAAAGGAUGCAUUGGUACUGCCAAAUCCGUCAAGCCCUUGAGAUCGGGAGACCUCCUUGUUGAGGUUUUCCGCAAGCAGCAGGCAGAUAAUCUCCUGAAGUUGUCGGAAUUUUCUAGGAUCAGUGUCCAUGUUAGGGCCCAUCAGUCCCUCAAUUUCAGUAAGGGGGUAAUCAGAUGCCCUGCCUUGCAGAACGACACUGACGCAGAGAUUCUGCAAUACUUCAAGUCGGAGAAUAUCCCGAUCUCAGAGGUGAGGCGGAUCAAAAUAAAAGGACAGACAGUAAAAACCAAUACUUUCGUCCUCACGUUCGCAGUGCCAAACCUUCCUUCAUCGGUAAUGGUAGGUUACAUGAGAUGUAACGUCUCGCCCUACAUACCGAAUCCUCUACGAUGUCGUAACUGCCAGAGAUACGGCCAUCAUGAGGACAGAUGCAGGCGAAGGGAGGUUUGCGAACACUGCGGACGAGAGGGCCAUAACGACACGGAUAGCUGUGAUAUCACCGGCAAACGAUGUCCAAAUUGCAAGGGCAACCACGCGGCGUCAUCUCGAGACUGCCUUUCCUGGAAGAAGGAAAGGGAAGUUCUGCGGGUAAAGUAUACCCGUAACAUUUCCUUCCCUGACGCCAGGAGGGUGGUCGAGAGUAAUGACCCCGCUGCGUUGUCAUAUGCAUCUGUAACAAAAUCAAAAACGCAACAGAACACAAUCACUGUUAGCGAUGCAAAGGUACAAGCCUACUUUGACAAGCCAGCUUUCGGUGCGGAGGUACCACCUUUGAUGGACGAUUCUUUUCGGUACGACGUUCUUGCGGACGACAGUGAGUUUGGUGACAGCAAUGCUGCUGUUACCAGACAACCUACACCAAGUAGUCCUGUCAGUCCAAAGAGCGUCCAUCACGAACCUGGAUAG
Molecule: messenger RNA, 1074 nt
Organism: Pecten maximus
Lineage: Eukaryota; Metazoa; Mollusca; Bivalvia; Pectinida; Pectinidae
Exons: 2
Coding region: 1-1074 (357 amino acids)
Source: RefSeq, a predicted model, not a curated record